AUGAAAGAAUUCGAGAAGCAUAUUGUUGAUUUUAGUAAGCAAUUGGGAUGCUCGUUUACCGAUGAAGACGCUCCAUUGCAACAAUGGUCAACCGAAAAUUGCUUCGAGUUUUUGACGAGAUGUCUAUGGAAGAUUGAUCCCGAGACACAAUUUGCGAAAGCAACCGAGAUCACUGAUGCUGUAAAGUUAAUCGGAAUUCGUCGCGAAUUCGGCUACCAAACUCUUCUCUAUGGAGGACUCUCCGAUUUGAUCCCUCUAUUUUUGGAUUUAAUUGAGAAAAUCCCAAAAGAAGAACACUUCAUUGAAGAAACGAAAAGUGUUAAAGAGCAACUCUUGGCUCAAGCUUGUUCAACGAUCCAACCGGGAUGGGUACCUGAGUUCUGUCGGCGAUUAAUGAUGCGUUACGACGGAAGAUUUUGGUGUCCAUCUGAGGAUUUUCCCGAAUACGUGAGUCCAUUUCAAGAUGUUGAUCAUCGAAAAGCUCUCCAAGCCGGAAAUGAUAGUCGCAAGUGGAUUGCAGCAUUGUUAAGAAUUGGCGGUUUAAAAGCUGGGAGUCUCGGGAAAAUGGAUGCAAUGAUUGUUGGAAAGCCUCGACCAGCACCGAAACCAAGAUUAAAACCUGAACUGCCGCCGAAACCGAAAUUAUCGCCGAAAACAAACACGGAAACCGAGUCAAGAAUGGCUGAGAAACGAGCGAAACUCGAGAAAUUGAGAGCGGAAAUUGAUGAGAAGAAAAUGCACAUAAUACAGAUCAAAUGCCAACAUGUGCUUGUUGAAGAUAAGAUCCAACUCUUCGAAAAACAAAUGGCCGAUGUUGAUGAAAGAUGGACGACGUUGUUGGAGAAUCCAGAAGAAGGAGGAGAACGGUUACAGAAAGUGCUAAACGAGAGCGCAGCCAAAUUCGAGCGUCUUGAGGGGAAAUGGAAAGCGAUGAGAGACGAGAAAAUGGGAAAACUUCAAGAGUUGAAAGAGAAAUAUUCAUCUGCACUUGAAAUUGAAAAUCUUCGGGAAAAAGCUCAAACAGUGAGGGGAAAGCGAAAAGCGCUUAUCGAGGAGAUGCAAGGGAAGGAGCAAUAUAUUGAAAAAUUGAAAAGAAGAUUGGAAAAAUUGGAAAGCGAUGAUUGUAAUCGGGGAAUGUUUACGAAAAGGAUCACAGAGAUUGUGAACAAUAUUAGAAAGCAAAGAGAGGAAAUGGAUAAGGUAAACAAGGAUAUUCUCAGCCUGCACAAAGAAAUUCGCUGGCUUUCCCAAGCUGUUCAACGAACAUUUGGUGUUAUUGAAGAACAGCUAUACAGGGAAGCUAACCAAUCUUAUAAAGGUGAAAGAUCGUAUAAACUUUUCUCAAAAAUUCACGCGUGUUGUCAAAAAGCGAUGCAUUGUAUUGAGCGUUCUGGACAAUUAGCAAAAAAUGUGGAAGAAUUGACGGAUCAUGCUGAAAUCGGUCGACAGAGCACAGUGGAUACUCGUCUUUAUCAAGUUCUUACCGAUCUCGAGGCAGUUGAGGCUGAAAAAGAGCGAUUUAAAGAAAAAAUCAAAGAAAACGAUGCAAACGGUUUUAAAUGUGAUUGCGAACGAACGUUUUUCUCAUACACUGAGUUGCUCUAUCAUCGACAUCCCGACGAAGAGCAAAUCUAUGGCUUUGCU
This is a messenger RNA of Mesorhabditis belari, 1644 nucleotides long. Lineage: Eukaryota; Metazoa; Nematoda; Chromadorea; Rhabditida; Rhabditidae. The record is from the annotation of a GenBank genome assembly.